AUGCUCAAGGAAAUGCCACAUUGGUGUAUGCCCAGCUACAGAUUGUUGAAGACUGCUUCACAGAUUUUUGUGCCUGUUGCCCAUGCUAUCCAAAAGAUUCUGAGAACCCAGACAAUAUUGUACUGUCAAAGAUGGGUUUACCAUAUAUGUUAAUGAAGGAAGUGUAUGUUGAUGCCUUUAUACUACAUGAAGAUUCUGAACUUAGUAAAGUGAUGGAAAUGCAAACAGAGGAUGAGAGAAAAAAGAAAUCUAAAGGAGAGAAAGAAGAGGAGCAUACUAUUAAAGUUGAUCCAAGGAAAGAUCUUGACCGUCCUUGGACCACAUUUUGGAAAUUUCAACCAGUGUGGAAAAUUCGGAACUACUUUGGAGAAAAAAUUGCUCUGUAUUUUGCGUGGGCGGGUCUGUUGAUAACAAGUUUAUGGAUUCCAACUUUCUUUGGACUGGCCUGCUUUUUUUAUGGUCUAACUGUCAGUUUUGAAAGGUCAGCACAAAAUGUUGAGAUGCCAAAGAAUCUGACAGCGCAGGAAGAGUUGAAGUGGCAGUUGGGAGAAUUGUAUAAUACUGUUAGUGGGUCGUUUGACAAUGAUGUUACGCCUUAUUUUGCAAUGGUCAUUUGUUUAUGGGGUACAAUAUUUCUGGAGUUAUGGAAGCGCUAUAAUGCGAGGCUGUCGUAUGAAUGGGAUGUGGACCAGUUUGAACAGAAUGAACCUGACAGGCCGGAAUUCUUUGGAACCAAAUUAAAAAAAGAUCCUGUCACACAGCAGCAUGACUGGUUUUAUUCUUGGAAAAGACAAAUGCUCAAAUUUUGUAUCUCAGCUUCAGCAUUAAUUUUCAUGAUUUGUUUGGUAUUCAUCAGUGUGGCAGCGGUAGUGGUAUAUCGGGUGAUCGUGAGCGUGGAUUAUUGUACAAAUAUAAGUACAGUCAGCUGUCUUCUCCUGACUAAUAUACUCUCAGCUUUACUCAAUGCAUUAUCUAUACUGCUUCUUGGAAAGGUUUACGACUGGGUGGCAUUAAAACUAACAGAGUGGGAAAAUCAUCGUACACAGACACAGUAUAACGAUGCCCUCAUUAUAAAACUGUUUGCCUUCUCAUUCGCCAACACAUAUGCCUCAUGUUUCUACAUAGCCUUCUUUAGAGGGAGAUUUGGAGGUAUAUUUGGACUACCUGAUGAGUACAAUGACAAGUGUGAAGGGGACAGUUGUAUGUCACAACUCUCAUUUCAAGUCUGUAUCCUCAUGCUGGCAAAACCAUUACCAAAGUUCUUGAAAGAUAUUGUAUUACCGUUUAUAAGAAAGUUAUGGCGGACACGUCCCGAUUGUUGCCGAUGUUGCGAUAAAGGUUGUUGUUGUUGCAACAACAAGGUUGAAGAUGAGGAAAAGGUUUCAGAUUUUAUAGACACAGACUCGCUAGCGUCAAAAAGGUCGAAGGCAUUUUUGAAAAAAGAAAGAUACAAACCACCACUUGGAGAUUUUACCCUCGGGGAAUAUACUGAGAAAGUUAUCAUUUAUGGGUUUCUGAUGCUAUUUGCGGCAUCAUUCCCUCUGGCACCAUUUAUAGCCUUAGUCAUAUUAUUCCUGGAUAAACAUAUAGAUGCCAAAAGAUUGCUGUGGUUAAACAGAAGACCGGUGGCCUUUAUUGCUCAAGAUUUAGGAAUGUGGUAUGGUAUACUGGAGUUUGUCAAUCUCAUUGGUGUUGUCUCUAAUGGCUUCCUUAUAGCAUUCACCUCGUCCUGGGGCCUUAAAUACAGUGUACAAACAAGGUUAUGGAUAUGUAUAGGGUUUGAGCAUAUAGUGUUUGCUCUCAAGUUUAUACUUGCAUACCUAAUUCCUGAUGUUCCUAAAGAUGUUAGAUUAGCCAUAAGAAGAGAAAAAUAUCAAGUUGCCAAGAAAUUUGAAGAGAAGAGCAAGCCUCUGGAUUACACAGAGCUUGUACCGGCAACAACUAUUGAUGAGAGAGCGUUUGAUACCAGGGCCAGAGAUGACUCAGCAAAUUUCGGCAAUUUUCCUGAUCAUCAUUCGGACGAGGAGUACAAGAGUGGUCCUGAAAAUACGGCUGCUCCUCCAGCACCUUGGUCUGCUUCUAGUAGAGACCUGCCCCCUGUAUCUGAAGAAAACGAAUCUGAUGUUACAAGCCCAAAAAAUUUGUCUGGAAGCCAUGGUACUGCAAGUCUACGAGCCAUCCAUCCUGAAGGCAGUUUGCUAGAUCAGAAUGGUGCUCAAACCAAACUGAAUACACUGAAUGAACAGGAUAGUAAAACUGAGGUCCAGUCCACGGAAAAGGCAGGCGAGUACAGUGUGAACUAUCUGUUUGGUGCAUCCCCGCUCCCGACACCUGUUUAUCAUGCCGAGACUGAUAAUAUGGUGUCGGAGGACACUGAUAAUGCAGUCAAAGUAGGGCUUGACACAGAUCCAUACUCUGUUGUCAGUGCCAAAGAUGUAGAGUAUCAUAGGAAGAAAGGUGGUGCAUCAAAUAGGCCAAGGGACUCUGAAACGACCUGUUGAUGAUGCAAGGUCACAGGGGUCAAGGUCAUUCACCCAGAUAUGAGAAUUAGACGAUUAUUACAUAUCAACUGUCCAUAUUCAUCAGUGAGGAAACAAGUGUUUGGCAUCAUUAAACUUUUGAAAGAUAAUCAACAUUGUUCAUCAUGCUAAGUUUUUAAAGUUUUUUUAUUAUGAUAAUCAACCUAUUCCAGCAAUCACCCAUUGUUAAAGCAUGUGUUAUAUAGAGGAUAUUGAAUGAGUGUAGUUUAAUACUAAAUUUAUUGAACGAGUUGAAUAAAAUCAUAUUAUGCGAGCCUCUGGCGAGCAUAAUAU
Molecule: messenger RNA, 2813 nt
Organism: Ruditapes philippinarum (Manila clam)
Lineage: Eukaryota; Metazoa; Mollusca; Bivalvia; Venerida; Veneridae
Product: anoctamin-5-like
Biological process (GO): chloride transmembrane transport
Cellular component (GO): plasma membrane
Molecular function (GO): chloride channel activity
Source: RefSeq, a predicted model, not a curated record